Molecule: messenger RNA, 484 nt
Organism: Cylicocyclus nassatus
Lineage: Eukaryota; Metazoa; Nematoda; Chromadorea; Rhabditida; Strongylidae
Source: the annotation of a GenBank genome assembly
AUGAAUUGCUUACUGCUCCUGGCCAUCGCUGGUUGUGCAUCAGCGAUCAACCUUAUAGGAAGGACACAGUCUGUUGCUGUCCGUGGCAAACUGACGUGCAAUGGCAAACCAGCAGCCGGUGUCAAAGUGAAACUGUACGAUUCUGAUAACAGUUUCCUCCCCGGUGUUGUCGAUACCGAUGAUUUGAUGGCCUCUGGUAAGACCGAUUCGAACGGCGAAUACAACCUUUCGGGAAACACGAAAGAAAUCACUGGAAUUGAGCCCUACAUCGCUAUCUAUCACGACUGCAAUGAUGGAAUCAAGCCGUGCCAACGCACAUUCCGUGUCGGAGUCCCAUCGAAGUACGUAACAAAUGGAAAGACACCAAAAUCGACGUAUGAAGCCGGACAACUGGAACUCGCUGGAAAAUAUCCGAAAGAAGGAAGAAGCUGCUUGAACUGAUCUUCUUCUAAUGAUUUUUUAAAAUGUGCUCGGUCCCUGCUCA